Trichoplax adhaerens is the source of this 543-nucleotide messenger RNA. RefSeq lists its product as uncharacterized. The transcript has 4 exons. Lineage: Eukaryota; Metazoa; Placozoa; Uniplacotomia; Trichoplacea; Trichoplacidae. The record is from RefSeq and is a predicted model, not a curated record. The coding region runs from base 1 to 543 and encodes 180 amino acids.
AUGACAUGCGGCUCUGCUGUUAAACUAGUCAAUAUAAAGUAUAAUGCUCGCUUACAUUCCCACGAUGUGAAAUACGGUUCUGGUAGUGGACAGCAGUCUGUCACUGGUCAACCAGCUAAAGAUGAUGUUAACAGCUAUUGGAUUAUCAAGGGACCUCAUGGUAAAGAUUGUCUUCGAGGGACUGCAAUCAAGUGUGGUGCUACGAUUCGGUUAAUGCACGCUGCAACUGAAAGCCAUCUUCAUAGCCAUCAUUUCCCAUCUCCUCUUUCUCAUAAUAAAGAAGUUAGUUGUUUUGGUGGUAAAGACAAAGGGGAUCACUUAGACAAUUGGAUGGUAGUUUGCAAUACCAAUCGCAAAUAUUGGAUGCGCGAUGAACAGAUUCGCCUAAAACAUGUAGAAUUAGCAAGUUAUUUGCAUCUAACUGGUGACGUUUUCGGCCGACCAAUAAACGGCCAGUACGAAAUUUCUGGAUAUCAUGCUACGGAGCGUGGUAACUUAUGGAAGGCUGCGGUAGGUCCAUGUUAUAUUAAUGUUUUACAUUGA